GAUGUUGUGUCCUAUUACUUCAAGAAUGCCCUAUUUUGAAUUGAACUUCACAUUUGCUCCACCUUGCGAUACCGCCUAUGAUCGGCGUAUGUGCCUGCAAUAUGAUCCCAAUUGCCAAGGUACCGGCCAAGAUUGUGUUGGAUAUUCUUCUGUCAUACUGUAUAGAACUGCUCCAGACUAUAAUAUCUCUUUCCAGAUGUGCCAUCUUCUCCUCCGGAUUUGUCUCCUUGUCCGAAUAUACCAGUCGCAUGACCUUCGACUUGUUCCUUUUCGACGAAUGACUGGCAUUUACUGCGCUGGCACUAAUUUCAGGCUCUCUACUGACGUGUUAGCGCGGCGAUUAGCACGUAGAAAUUAGAUCAUACUUAC
Molecule: messenger RNA, 369 nt
Organism: Aspergillus piperis CBS 112811
Lineage: Eukaryota; Fungi; Ascomycota; Eurotiomycetes; Eurotiales; Aspergillaceae
Exons: 2
Coding region: 102-281 (59 amino acids)
Source: RefSeq, a predicted model, not a curated record